Mercurialis annua (annual mercury) is the source of this 1591-nucleotide messenger RNA. RefSeq names its product probable methyltransferase At1g29790. The record is from RefSeq and is a predicted model, not a curated record. The transcript has a single exon. NCBI's taxonomy places the organism in Eukaryota, Viridiplantae, Streptophyta, Magnoliopsida, Malpighiales, Euphorbiaceae. The coding region runs from base 61 to 1458 and encodes 465 amino acids.
CCAAGUCAAAAUGGCUUGAGGAGAUGAAAAAUUUACAGUGACUGAACCCAUCUCAAGAAAAUGCAGAACUCAAGAUCUUUGAAAUCCAUUUCAAGAAUCUUUCUUGUAAUGCUAAGCACUCUCUUGCUAAUUAGUCUUCUUACAAUGUUCACUUCAACUUCUAAUAUUUCUUAUCCUCCUUUCAUCUUCACUACCAAAAAAUCCAUCUCCAAUGACCUAACUUCAUUGCCUUAUUCACUUCAAACCCAAGUCUCUAAUUUGCAGACUCAGCUUGGAGUUUUGCUGCACCAGCUGCACAAUGAUAGCUCAGAUUCAAAAACACUAGCAAAGUUUUCGGAUCAAGUGCUUCGCGUAGCGGUAUCUUUGGACAAGCUGGCAGAUAGUUUAUCAGCAACCAUAUCCACCAAUGCUCCUGCAAAUGGUGAUGAAAUGAGCAAAGUUGAUAAAGAUUUAACCGAACCUGACGAAGAAAAUGAAGAAGAUCAAGAAAGAUCAAUGAGUGUGAAAAUCUUCGAUUCAGGUGAGAUUCGGACCUAUCUUUCACCAAAACCUAAUAGGCAAAGCGGCAAGAAAACGUUUCUUGGAGUAGAAGCAAUUAGUUCUUCCGUUGGUUUAUUAUGUACUACUAUGCCAACAAACGUUGACCGUUUCAUGAGCUAUAAGAAGUACGAGAUUUGUCCCGAUGACUCGGAUUUAGCUCAAAAGCUAAUAGUUAAUGGAUGUGAUCCAUUACCGAGAAGAAGAUGCCUAUCAAGAACACCUCAAAAUUACAGCAAUCCGUUGCCUGCCAACUCCUCUCUUUGGUCACAGCCAAGUGAUAAUAACAUUUUGUGGAGCCAUUAUCAAUGUAAAGGGUACUCAUGUCUUAUUUCUAAAAGAGGUUUCUCGAAAUGUUCGGAUUGUUUCGAUCUUUCAAUACAACGAUGGGGUAUACCAGAAAAUGACUCGGUUUCAGCUGAAUUUGGUAUCGAUCAAGUUUUAAGGUUGAAACCAGGAGAAAUUAGGAUCGGACUUGAUUUUAGCCCUACAACAGGAACAUUUGCUGCACUUAUGAGAGAAAGAAAUGUAACAAUUGCUUCUGCAACACUGAAUUUAGGGGCACCUUAUAAUGAGGUGAUAGCAUUAAGAGGUCUCUUACCUCUCUAUCUAUCCAUUGGUUCGAGAUUGCCAUUUUUCGAUAACACGCUUGAUAUUGUUCAUUCAACUCUGUUUUUAGAUGGGUGGAUUAGUAUGGAACUCCUCCAAUUCGCUCUGUUCGAUUGGGAUCGAGUUCUUCGACCCAAGGGACUACUUUGGAUCGAUCGUUUCUUCUGUAAGAAAGAGGAUAUGCAGAUGUAUUUGGAUGAAUUUGGAAGACUGGGAUAUAAGAAGCUACUAUGGAGAAUUGUUCCUAAAAUAGAUAAACUUGAAGAUGAACUCUUCCUUUCUGCUGUGCUAGAAAAGCCAAUUAGAAGAUGAAAUCACCAAUAAUGCACAAUGAAAAAUUGUAACCAUAAUGUACAAUGAAAAUUGUAAUUCGUAAACAUAAAGUAUUAUUUAUUUCUGCAAAAUGAUUGAUACCCAAAUAUGGAUAAAAAUACAGGAAAAUAUU